AUGGAUAGGACCGCUAUCUUCCAGACACUGUCCAAUAACGACGAGUUGUAUCGCUCCACUCUUCGCGAUCACCGUGCCAUACCCACCCUUCUCUCCCCCUGGGAAUACCGCGAGGAGUUCGGGAUCGUACACCCGUCAGGCUGCGACGUCUGUUCCACCUACAUGCAGCACGUAGCCGAUGCAAGCUACUCUUCCCAUCAACCUGCGUUCCAGAUCGCUUUCCAGGAUCGCAAGCGAGCACGGGAGGACACAUUCGACAAGGGCCUGGCGGAGGGUAUCCGCUGUCAGAAGAGGGAGGAUGAGGACAUCCUCACAGACCUAGAUCGUUUCCGGUUCGAGCGCAACCAAGCACGCGAGGAGGCUGCCAACCUUCGUGCUGAACUGGAUGCUGUCCGAGCCGACGCAGACCGUUUCCACUCAGAGUUGAUGCGCUACCAGCGUAAUUUCGAUGUCUCCAAACUCUCCGACGACGCGCACGACUCUGGUGAAUCCACAUCGACGGCCGUUGAGCACAGGGAGGACCCAAUUCAUCUUGACGUUGCAUACGCCACAGUGUCUUGCAUUCACAGCCUCAAAACCACCCCCAUUGACGAUUCGCCUCCGCGCAGCAUCCAUCCCAUAUACUCUCGCCAGCCUUCGCCUCCCCUGUUUUCCAUCGCCUCCCCUCAGGCCCAUCGACCUGAUGGUGCCUCACUUGCUGCCAUGUUCUCCGCCAGUCAGAUUGGCUCAGACGAGUCCAUGCCCUUACUCGAUCCUCCUGCUAACUCCCAAGUUUGGACGACUGUUCAAUCAUCAGGAACGAAGUCUGCCAAGGCUCCGAAGACGAUCAAGCAAAUUCAAAGUCUGAUCAAGGCGGCUCAAGAGCCUGGCAAUUACAGUGCCCUGACGAAGGUCAAGGCCAUGUGCUCGGAUGCGCACAAGACGCCCAGGGAACAGAAGACCGAAGUGCAACGCUUCCUGCUCACCAACUGGCGCAGUCCCGGCUGGGAAAACCCCUCUGCCCCACCUCGGACGACGGUCCCCCUCAACAAUCCACGCCUUGACGAUCCCGUCGAGUGCUGGGUGGCCUAUUACGCUGCCAACCCUGGAUCCUGCCCCAAGGGCAUCCGUUUUGAUGCCGGUGGUCAGCCAUUCUUCUCUGACAUGAGGGCUAGCCGUACCGUUGCGCGCAUCCGGCCCACGAUUCAGCCAAAUGACCCUGAAUCUCGCGAGGCACGCCAGCGCUUCAUGGCCAUUGUCACGGAACUGUUCUCUACUCCGGGAGAGUAUGAGAACCUGCUGCGCCGUGCCGCAUACAGCGUUUGCCCGCACAUGACCUAUUUGUCGUAUACUUGCAAGGCGGAGGAGAUGACGGACAUCGGGAUCGCUUGCCACUUCGCCUCAUGCGGAGUUACGAUCACCAUGGCCGACAGUGAGCUGGGACCAUGGGCGCGUGAAUAUAGGCGUUCGGCAGGUGGAGAUUAA
This is a messenger RNA of Coniophora puteana RWD-64-598 SS2, 1464 nucleotides long. RefSeq lists its product as uncharacterized. Bases 1 to 1464 code for a protein of 487 amino acids. The transcript has a single exon. Lineage: Eukaryota; Fungi; Basidiomycota; Agaricomycetes; Boletales; Coniophoraceae. The record is from RefSeq and is a predicted model, not a curated record.